AUGCAACUGCUGCUCGUACGACACGCUGAAUCUGUCGACAAUGCAAAGAAGCUAUGGGCCGGAGUGACAGAUUCAGGUCUUACGAACCACGGCAUGGCACAGGUCCAGCGCCUGGCCGAGCAUAUCGCGUCGGAUGAAGUAUGCAAAGCAUCGAAAAUCACUCACGUCUUCUCAUCAGACCUUCAGCGAGCGAGAAUUACCGCUGAAGGCAUAUGUGCGGCAUUGUCCUCAAAUGUUGGUGAAAAAGUCUUGAAGCCAACCUUGGCUGCAAACCUGAGAGAGCGGGACUUUGGAAGCUUGGAGGGAGUGCGCUCAAUGAAAGACCAUGAUUUAACCCAACCAGAACUAAAAAAUUGCGAGGAUCCAUCCCAGACGUGGAAGGACUGUGAAUCUGAUACAUCAAUGAGAGCUCGAGUUGAGGACUUCUUCAACGAACACCUUCGGACCAUCCUUGGUUUGGAAUCUGAUGACUAUGACGACGACCAAGUCGUGAUCAUUGUUGCUCAUGGUCUCAUACUUCGGGCUCUCUGGUACUAUCUCUUUGGUCUUUUUCUUCCGGAGAAUGUUGCCUUUGAUAUCCAUGACUAUACCGCCUGGCCCGAGGAUACCUUUAGGCCCUCAUGGUCCAACACUGGCUUUUUGAAUCUUCGCAUCGUCCCAUCAGGAUCAGAACUGGAAGGACUCCCCCAAAUUGUAUUGCGAGAUUGGCGCAUGAAAGUCCAAGCCUCCAAUUACACCGAUCAUCUGAAUGGUCUUCGACGUACCCGAGGUGGUAUUGGAAGUGCUGCGCAUGAUAAAAAGCAAAAACAUAUCAAGGAUUUUUUUCGAUGA
This is a messenger RNA of Penicillium brevicompactum, 831 nucleotides long. RefSeq names its product histidine phosphatase family protein. Bases 1 to 831 code for a protein of 276 amino acids. The transcript has 2 exons. Gene Ontology annotation, molecular function: fructose-2,6-bisphosphate 2-phosphatase activity. NCBI's taxonomy places the organism in Eukaryota, Fungi, Ascomycota, Eurotiomycetes, Eurotiales, Aspergillaceae. Gene Ontology annotation, biological process: positive regulation of DNA repair; negative regulation of programmed cell death; negative regulation of glycolytic process. The record is from RefSeq and is a predicted model, not a curated record. Gene Ontology annotation, cellular component: cytosol.